CGAUCUAACUACACAAUUUCUACGUUAGCUCUUCAGUCGCCGGACGUUCUCUGGGAAUCCAACUCCGAAGCAAUUCUUCCCAGGGUAUCUUACUUCUUUCCCGCUCUCUCUUCUCUGUGAAUCACUUUCGUUUGCUUCUUGCUUGCGCUCUUCAAUUUCAAUCUGGAUUUUCUUGAUUAUGUCAUUUCUGGAUUCUGGGAUGAAAUGGGCAUUGUGUUCAAAUGCCAGAUCAUAGGUCUUUUUCCUAUUUUGAUCGAGCUUUCUCUGAAAUUAGUUUGGGAGUUACGUGGGGCUCACUGGUGAGCUGAGGAUUUCAAUUUUUGGGUCCAAUGCUCAUGAUUAAUCCAGGAAAUGUGCAGCGAUUGAGAAUUCUCGUCGGUGCUGAGUGGCUUCUUUAAUGCUCCACAAGUUCGUUAAUUUUGCACAUUGCAUUACUUUUAGGUUUUCACUAGGGUUUCUGAUUGAUGUUGCUACUGGAGUUUCUGGUUGAUAAUUCUGGUGCGUGGGGUUUUGGUAGAUCAAGAUUACUGAGUGUUGUUGUGUGUACAAUGGCUGCAGGACAUGGGUUUGUGGACUUUGUUAGAGGGGUGUCUGCUACUUGCAAAUGCAUUAGCCAUACUAAACGAAGACCGUUUCCUCGGACCUAGAGGAUGGAGCUUCUCUGAAUUCUCGGAAGGCCGAACAAAGUCUUUCAAGGGGCAGCUUAUAGGUCUUAUUUACGCAACGCAGUACAUGAGAGUUCCCCUCAUCAUACUCAACUCCAUAUGCAUUGUUGUAAAGCUUGUGUCUGGGUGAAAUCUCCUGCUGCUAAGGUAAGUAAAAUGAACCCAGAAGACACUCAUAAAGUUGGUUAUAUGUAUUGGCAUCUGAAAGUUCGUUGCCCUCAACUAGAUUAGUACUAGCUAACCGGGGCCAUAAUGAUGUAUGUCUGACCGACCAUUAGCAGUUUGUCCGUUGCUGUAAGACCAACUUUGCUAUACUUUUUGUGCAUAUAGCGUGCUAAGUCGAGGUUAUAUAUCGUUAUGUGGGUUUAGUGAGUAAUAUUGCCCUGCGUCUGCAUUUUAGUUGGAGAGUGAACUGAAUCCAUGCGUUAUUAUGACAAGUAUCACACUUUAACUGGAUGAAUAAGUUUUCUCAACUGAUUUUCAUUCAUUGCUCUCCUUUCUCUUCGUUGAAUAGGGGUCUCCCCUCAUUUUCGUGCAGGAUUGUGACAGGGGGCUGAAGCACACACGGUUGGAGAGGUUGGUUACAGUGUUCGUUGUAUAAUUAGUGCUUUUAGGACGGUUUUGCCCUGCUUUUCUUUUUAAGAACAACCAUUAGUUGUAGAGAUGACGAUGUAAUGGAGUUUGAGGUUCUUUUCUUGUGGUAUUAUAUGAAGAGUUUUUGAAAUGUUAACUUUAUACCUAGUGUACUUUCAGUUAUGGCCUUACCGGUGGUCCGAAAUAAUGUAUCUCCUCCUGAUUGACUCAGAAGACAAGUUGAGACGUCUAGUUAGUUUGAAGUAUUUGCCAGUGUACAUUACUGCUCAUUAUACAGAGGAAACACAUGUAAACUAAAUAGAAGACAUGCCUAAUUUUGUUCUAAGUCACAAACACCAAACCCUCUGAAUCCCUCCAUUCUUCCUGCUACCCUGAAAACCAAUCAUAGGCAUAGCACAUAGCAGUGGCAGGACAUUUCUUGUGCUUUAGUCUGUUUGUGCUUACAUUUUCAAUCUUUUUUCUUGAUUGGUACAGUUGAAUCAAUGCAAUACCCUGCCAUUGUUGUCUCACAUUGUACAUUCUCGGAGCUACACAAUUUUGUUCUCGCGGUUAUAUGAAUUAGUGACACAGAGGAAGAAGAAUAUAGAAACGUUGAAGCAAACUAUGCAAUUUAUCUUACUUGUAGUGUAAGUAAAGAUGAUGUAACUUGACUUGUGUUGGAAGGAAAUAAACUCAUGCUUUGCUUGUAGACGAAGAGUCUACUAGAUGAGACUAUGAGAGUACAUGGACAGUUUUACUUGAUAAUGUCUCUGGUUUGCGCACCAAUUUGAGAUCUUCCCUUUGGAAAUUUUAGAUAAUCCACCACAACAAUGCCCUAAACCCUAAACAUUGCAACAUUUUAUUGCAAAACGGCUAACAAAAUUUACAAUCAAGUUAUAAUUAAACUUAAUCUGUCUAAAAAAUGAAGUUAUAAUCAAACUCAAUAUUGAAUGGUCUCAUGAUCCACCUCAGCAAUCACCAUUUGGCUCAGACGGCUAGGCCCGAGCUUCUUCUUCCUCAUCAUCACACUACUCCUCCUCCUAAUAAUCUCCAUUUGAUUUGUCCUUCUCCUAACCUCCAUCAUUGCUUCUUCUUCGAGCACAAAUCUCCUCAUAAGCACAUCGUCAUUCAAAGAUUGCCCCCGAAAAAGCGACCUCCUACCUUCCGUGCUAAGCCUGGCAGGAUUCGGUUGCGGUAUCAUUCUUUCUUGCGGGACGAGAAACGUUUUUGAUGAUCUAGGGUAACUGUUGCUUCUCCUCGGUGGGAAAUCAGCCUGAAACACUUUGUUGUAAGACGAGAUGGGUGCACAGAGACAAACCCUAGUGAAUGAGGUUGCAACUCUCAUGGAUGUGCACUUUCUUAGCUUGUUAAUUCCUUUGCUAGGGUUGUUGGUGUUAUUGGGGUUGGUUGUAGGGAAAAGUUCUUUGGAUGAUUUUGUAGUGGGAGAUCUCCACAAUCUUGGAGUGGAAGUAAUCUCUUGGGACCUUGGAAUGACUCUCCAAUGAGAAGCCAUGUUUAGGGCUUUUUGGUACCAGGUGGGUUUCCUGGCAUUCAAGAAAUGCAAGUCAUUCAUAUUGAUACAACUUCAAACAAUGAUGAUACAACUUUUUCUAAUGAAUUAAAUUAAGAUUCAUGAACCCAUCUAGAACAAUGAAUUAUUAUAUAUAUGGGAUGGAAAUAACUUAAAACCUAAUUUAAAUUUCUUCAAUUGACUAAAAGAUUUCCUUGCCUUUCUUAAUUAGGAGAACAGUUCAAGCUCAACAACUUCUGACCAAAAGCAAUGAACUUGCAAAAUAACUAAACGGUUUGGGUUACUUAUAAAAAUAUACCAUAACAUUAAACAAUGAAUAAUGUAUUAGUGGUUGAUCCAUUCAAAAAGAAAUGUCAAUUGGUUCAUUGGUUGGGCUUCAUUGAUCAUGCUAACAUGGCUAAACUUACUCUUAUUACUCUUAGAACGUCUGUUUGUGCUCUCUUUUUUCCCACAAAUAUUCACUUAUUCUAUAUAAAUCGUCAGUGUUCAUACCCGAAAUCACAAUUAAGAAAAAAACAAUAAUAAUCACAAUCACACAAUCAUCAAGGUAAUGCACAAGUAUUGAAUCCACUCGAGGUAGUGCACAAUCCAUCACUUCAAGUUCAAAUCAUGGGACCCACACCGAUCACCGACGCUUAACGAAAAUCGAGCCAGCAAAUACAAAUGUACAAGCAACACUUACAAACUCAUAUCCCCAUGCACACAAUCCAUCCAAACCCUCACCUGUUGGAAAGAUGAAACAUAGGCAAAGUACCUUGAGCUCUGUAGGGAGGAGGUGUCUGCUGGAUCUUGCAUAUGAACAUAAGAAAGAAGAUGAAGAAUGGAGAUACAGAACAAAAACAACAACAACAACAACAAGAAGCAGCAUCAAUGGAGGAGGAAUGUUGGGGGAAGGGAAAUGCUGAUGAGAAGAGAAAAGAAAGGAGACAGUUUAAA
This is a messenger RNA of Linum trigynum, 3705 nucleotides long. The record is from the annotation of a GenBank genome assembly. Lineage: Eukaryota; Viridiplantae; Streptophyta; Magnoliopsida; Malpighiales; Linaceae.